CGAACAGCUGUCAGGAGCGGCGUUGUUUCGCGCGUGUCUGUGGAAGGGCAUGUCGAGGGUUCGCAUGUGAAAGCUGGCGGCGUGUCGUGUCUUCGCCGGCGCACCGUUAUCGUGUGGUGUCCCAUCUGCUAUGUGAGGACGUCGAAGCCGCGUCAGCAUGGCUACAUUAAGCGGCGAAAUGAGCAACUCCUCCAGCGCCCUGAUGGAAGGCACGGAAGACGCGGCCUCCAUAGACUUCGGCGACGUCGAAGGCGGUGUCGUCAGGAAGCCCGUCAGGCAUCGGAUGGCGGCGUUCUUCCACCUGGCCUUCCGGACGACGGCGCUGCUGACAUACCUGUUGUGCCGCUUUUUCACGGACAGCUUUGUGUCGAGCUUUGUGUCCAUCUUGCUGUUGCUCUGCAUGGACUUCUGGACCGUCAAGAAUGUCACAGGCCGCCUUCUGGUUGGCCUUCGCUGGUGGAACUACAUUGACGAUGCCGGGAAGAGCCACUGGGUCUUUGAGAGCCGCAAGUCUGGCGAGCAGAUGACAGACAGCUCGGAGGCAGGCCUCUUCUGGAUGGGGCUUAUCGGGGCGCCUGCCCUGUGGACCCUCUUCUUCUUUGUGUCCCUGUUCAGCUGGAACUUCCAGUGGCUGAUGGUGACAAUAAUAGCCCUGGCCCUGAACGGGGCCAACCUGUACGGCUACAUUCGCUGUCGGCUGGGUCGGAAGGGCUCCAUGAAAACAGCCGCCUCCAACUUCAUUGGGCAGCAACUGCUCCGUGGGAUGUUCAAGAAAGAAGCGGCGCCACCCGCAAGAGAUAGUGGAACGACCCAGCUUCAGCCGUGACGAGGUGCCCGGCCACUCGCUCCUGCCCCGUGUACAUAGACUGCCUCCCCUCCCUUCCAUAAAGCCAUUGUGACAAACCACA
Molecule: messenger RNA, 908 nt
Organism: Dermacentor albipictus
Lineage: Eukaryota; Metazoa; Arthropoda; Arachnida; Ixodida; Ixodidae
Product: Golgi apparatus membrane protein TVP23 homolog B
Biological process (GO): protein secretion; vesicle-mediated transport
Cellular component (GO): Golgi membrane
Source: RefSeq, a predicted model, not a curated record